Aspergillus alliaceus is the source of this 1211-nucleotide messenger RNA. Its product is annotated as cytochrome P450. Lineage: Eukaryota; Fungi; Ascomycota; Eurotiomycetes; Eurotiales; Aspergillaceae. Bases 1 to 1209 code for a protein of 402 amino acids. The transcript has 4 exons. The record is from RefSeq and is a predicted model, not a curated record. Gene Ontology annotation, molecular function: monooxygenase activity; heme binding; oxidoreductase activity, acting on paired donors, with incorporation or reduction of molecular oxygen.
AUGGCUCCACAGAAGGCGCGAUUGGGUUCCCACCCUUCUAUCGAGGGUCCUCCGCCUCCGGUAACCCAUAUUUCCCAUGAAGUACGACUAUCUGACAAGGUCAAGGAUGCCUACAGCCAGGCAUUGGACGAGCAGCAUGGCCCUGUCAUUGUCGUCCCUCGACGCGGCCACACUAAAAAUUUCACCUUCGAGAAAGCUGCCUUCGAAUUGCUUCACUUGGGUUUUAUAGCGCUCUUUGAUAACGGCCACUUCGUCCAUGAUGUUGACAGCCUAGGUGAGAACAAUGUACAGCCACGUAUGAACGCCAUUAUAGACCGAAUCUUCUCUGCCUUCCAGCCGCAUUUCGACCAGAUGACCCUUCGUUUUCCCAAUAUCUUCUCCCGCCUUCAGCAAGCCAUCGCUCAAGCUAUGGUAGUCAUGAUUCUUGGGCCCGCACACUCUUCCCCAGAAGCAGCAGGCCACUUCGCUGCCGUGGUAGUCGCGAUGGCAAACAUGACCGGCAUGCACGAGAACACGCAUGAGUGGGUAUGGUUCCCCUCGUUAUGGGUGUUCCUUAACGGACUCUGGGCCGUCUUCUUCACUAUCAUUCCCCGUUUCUUCUUCAGCAUCGUUCCCACGCUCUGGAAAACCCGGCGUCAGCGCCUGGCGAACGGCCUUGCCGCGCACCAUGAAGAAUAUAUCCCAUUAUUCGACAUUCUGUUAGUAAAACACUACCACAUGAAAACCGGCUUCCAUGCGCUAGGCGGGUUCGCAUGGUGUGUCAUUCUCUGCUUGGGCAUGAUCUUCGCCUCCAUUCAUCACUUCCUCCGGACGAAGGGUGAUUGUUGGGGUCCUGUUCGUCAGACGACGGGACCUGUACGUAUCGGGCCCUAUGUACUUCCCAAGGAUGCUAUGUGCAUUGUGCUCAUCUCGCGAGCACACCAACACCCAGACAACUACGGAUCAGUAGGAACCGUCUUUGACGGCUUCCAGUGGGAAAAGAAGGGACGGCCGGCCGUGCAGGGCAGUGCGGAUUUCUUAACGUUCGGGCUAGGAAGAUGGGCGUGUCCGGGCCGUCAACUGGCGAUACACGAGAUCAAAAUCCUGCUCUACGUGUUUUUCUCUAAGUUUGACGUUAAGGUUAAAGAAGGCAGCUUCCGAGUAACCGAUACGAUAAACACGACUUCUGUGCCGCCGGAGGCUACUUUGCUGCUGUGGAAAAGAGAGUAAAG